Messenger RNA from Gaeumannomyces tritici R3-111a-1, 1711 nucleotides. RefSeq lists its product as hypothetical. NCBI's taxonomy places the organism in Eukaryota, Fungi, Ascomycota, Sordariomycetes, Magnaporthales, Magnaporthaceae. The record is from RefSeq and is a predicted model, not a curated record. The transcript has 2 exons. Bases 370 to 1299 code for a protein of 309 amino acids.
CCUCACCAAGCGACCAAACUCGGCGAGUCACCCAUGUAAAGGUUAGGUGCCCCUAAAUCAUCUCCAAGCCAUCUCAUAACCAUGAAAACGUAGCGUGCUAUAGUGGAUGCGGUUGUGUUUGAUCACGACAUGAAAUCGGCGCGGUGAAGGCAGCACAGGGACGUCACAGCGCAAGCGGGCUGCUAAAAGCCGCUGUGGCUGGCGCGUGUGGGCCUGCUGAUUUUGGCGGUCUAGGGCAGCAGGCUGGGUCUGGUGGAUGGAUGCUGGUGCUGCAUGACUGCUGCUUCCCUUCAAUUCAGCAACUCAGCAGAGCGACAAGCCUCGGCACACCUAGUCAAUCUCCAUCGACCGGAGAUGUAGGUGCCAGGCAUGUCGCAACUUCUGAAGGGAAAAAGCAAAGCGCAAAACACGUCGCCUGCCCUCUUCCUUCACUCCUCGCCCGCCGGCUCCAAUGUGUCGCUCACGGCGGCGGGCGCUGGCCUGAGCCCGCCGCAGGGGCACUCCUCGGUCCAGCGAAACUCGUCCCUCCGCCACCACCACGAGCACGCCGCGUCCCCGGCCGGCGGCGCUCAGACCAGCAAUGGCGGCGGCGGCGGCGGCGGCGCCCCCACGGCCUUUCGCUCGGCCGGCCUCGGCGGCAUCUCGCUCCCGCUCAAGCUCCGGCAGGAGUCCACACGCGCGACCGAUAGGACGGACGCGCUGUGGGCCGAGAUGCAGGCCACGCUCGAGGAGGUGGAGCUGUCGGCCAGCGGCGGCACGCGCGUCUUCGGCCCGGACCACGACCACAAGCUCGCGGGCCUGCGGGCCGCGCAGAUAGCGCUCGCGCAGGCCUGGGCCCGCAGCGAGGCCGACGAGGCCAUCGAGACCACCCUCUCCACGGAUGGUGCGGCAGCGGCGGGCGGCGGCGCUGCUACUGCUACUGCUGCCGCCGCUGCGGGGGCGAACAAGGACAGCGUUGGCGGCGCCGGCGAUGCUCAGACGGGCAAGACGGAAGGGGCCGCCGGGGCCGGCAGCACGGGCAGCGCGGCGCGUCCUGGCAGCCCCGGCGGCAGGGGCUCGGAGCGGCUCGGCGCCAAGAUGGAGGAGGAGACCGAGGUAGACAUCCUGCUGGCGCGCAAGCGGAGGGAGGCCAACGACCGGUACUUCCACCGGGUGAACCAGGGCGUGCUAGACGUGGUGGCACGGCUGGACGAGGUCGCGGUGGCGAUGCGGGCGGUGGAGCAGGAGAGCAAGGACAUCUGGGGCGAGGGCGAGCACUAUCAGGAGCAUGAGAGUGUUGCGGGGAGCACUAAGACGUAAUGGGAUGGCACAGACUACGUUUACAUGUUGCUCUGUCUACAUAAUUGGUACCUGCCUACCUACCUACCUACCUACCUAGGGAGGCCGGGUGCGCUGGACGACGGCAGAUGACAAGGCGGCGGAUCUGGUAGUGCUGGUGGUGGCCAUGCUGGGAAAUGGGAAGAUUUGGGCGAUGGCGUGAAGCUUUUGGCGGCUUCCAGGCUAGGUCUGCCUUACGGCUAAUUUACUGCCCGCGGCUUACGGCGCACAAUCACCUGCCCUCUCUUAACAAAGGUACAGAACGAUCCGUCUUGCGUUAUUUCCCUUAGCAAUCCAAACACGACGAAUCUCUCGAGGUUUCGAUCUGUGCCCAAGUCCGCGUCACACUUUGUCACCCCAGCCUGUGCCCUGGCGUCCAGUGCUGUCCUUCGCG